This is a messenger RNA of Stegastes partitus (bicolor damselfish), 2480 nucleotides long. RefSeq names its product kelch repeat and BTB domain-containing protein 11-like. The record is from RefSeq and is a predicted model, not a curated record. Gene Ontology annotation, molecular function: protein binding. The coding region runs from base 1 to 1119 and encodes 372 amino acids. The transcript has a single exon. Lineage: Eukaryota; Metazoa; Chordata; Actinopteri; Pomacentridae.
AUGACGCAACAGAUCAGCGCAGAAAACUGCUACGAGAUUCUGACAAAAGCCAAGCGGGAAGGCGCGGAGGGCGUGAAGGAGCAGGUCUACGGCUACAUGAGCGACCACUACCUGCAGGUGCUGCGGAGCCCCGCCGUGUACGGCCGGCUCACGGCGGGGGAGAGGGAGCACAUCCUGGCCCGCAGGAUGGAGGGGAGAAAGGUGCUGGCGGUGGCCGAGACCAGCGAGGUGUACGACCGCGGGGGGAGCCGGGACAACAGCCGGCCGCAGAGCCCGCUGCUGCCCGGCCCGGAGGACGCCAACCACCGCCGGGUGUUCUGCCUCGACCCGGAGACCCAGCAGUGGGAGGUGCUGACCAACCUGCCGGAGGAGAUCCCGGCCAAAGGCUCCGGGAUGUGCACCUUGUACAACUACCUGUUCGUGGCCGGGGGGAUGCGGGCGCACGGGGACGGCCGCUCCAAGGCGUCGGAGCGGGUGUUCUGCUACAACCCGCUGACCGGCCAGUGGAGCCAGAUCCGGCCGCUCAGCCAGCCGCGCUGCCAGCUCCGCCUGGUCUCCAUGGACGGCUACCUGUACGCGGUGGGCGGGGAGUGUCUGUUCACGGUGGAGCGCUACGACCCGCGCACGGACCGGUGGCGUCCGGUGGCUCCGCUGCCCAAAGGAACCUUCGCCGUUGCGCACGAAGCGACGUCGUGCGGCGGGGAGCUGUUCGUGUCCGGCGGCUCGCUCUUCUACCGGCUGCUCCGCUACGACUCCCGCCGGGACGAGUGGGAGGAGUGUCCGUUCAACGAGAGCCGGCGGCGGUCCACGGACAUGGUGGCGCACCGCAGCCUCGUGUACCGCUUCGACGUGGACCGGGAGCGCGCCGGGGUGAGCGUGUACAAGUACAACACGGUGGUGAAGGUGUGGCUCGGCGGCGCGUUCUUCCCGCUGGACAACCCGCUGCCGUUCCGCUGCACGGUGCUCGGGGAGCGGAUCUACUGCGUGACCCGGAGCCAGACGCUGCAGUUCGAGGUGUCGGAGGAGCGGGAGGGCUUCCUGCCGGAGGCGCUGCCUUCCCCGGCGGAGGCCAGAGGAGCCCUGGUGCCCUUUGUGCUCACGCUGAGCCGGGACAAGUGAGCUGACAUCCAGCUACAGGUGCAGAGCAGUACUAAGUGAAGCUGCCUUCUUCCUUCCUCGCUUCAUUUCUCCGCGGUGCCUUUUUGUUCUGUUGAUUGCAGUUUUUCACUUGUUGCUGAUGAGCAGCAGGUUCUGACAUGAUUGUUUCCUGACUGUAAACCUGGAGGCUGCUGGUAUGGAUCCAGCGGAAUGUUUGAGACAGAUGCAGUUUUUUCUUCUUUUUUUUUUUACGGAGAGGCUGAAAGUCUCUUUAAUGUUUCUGUGUUUGGACUGAAGAUGUGUCCUGAAGCUGCCUCUUCAUCUCUUCAUCUCCACAGAACCAACAACAGAAAGAAAACUUCAUCAGUCAUGGAGCUAAAAACAGAAAAGUAUUUCAGUGCAACUUUUCAGCAAUUGUGUUGGACAAACUUCAUUUACUUGGGUUGGAUCUACUUCAUUUACCAACGGAACUUUUAUUCUGUAGAACUGCUCCAAUUUAAUUACAUUAACUAUUGGAAAUAAGUUGAAUUAAUAAAUUAUGCUGACUCAGCAGAUCGGCUCGAUGCUGAGAACCUGCUGUCUCAUUGUGUCCAAGAACUUUCCAUGACAGUUUUACGUUCAUGUAAAGAGAUAUGUUUCUGUGUAAGCUCGAUUGUCUCAGUUUUUCCCAACAUGACUGAAUCUAAUAAAUAAAUACUUUGGCUCUGGAGCAGCUCCUGACCUCCAGUCACCUGCAAAAUAAACCUACGAGACACGUGAAGAGCAUCAAACAGCACUGAGACAGUCAAAGUCAACACAUAGCAGCUUCUUCUGGAGCUUUCACCACAUCUCAUGGUCUCCCUCAGCAAACAGUUUGUCCCACCUUUGUUCAUUUUUAGCUUCUUUUUGGAGGCAAAUCUUCACAGUUAAUUGCAAAGAGCAAAAUGGAUUUUGAACAAAUUGUUGUCUCGUCUGCAGUAACAGAGAUGAAGCACCAGAAACGGACCAAACUGUGAAAGCAGAGGAGAAGUCGGCCUGAGAUGAUCUGCAGCCGCAGCAGCAUCCUGUCCUAUAUGCAGCUAUACAUCCAAUAACAAUGCACCAUAUGUACAAUACAAGCUAACAUGAUCAACCAAGAUGACUGUAACUCAGAGCUACACACUGAUCUGAUCAGGACCGGUUCUGAUCCACAUUACAGCUGCUUCACUGACACAAACUACUAUAUGUGGGUGUUAUAAUCUGACUGUUCCCGGUUGCUGCGAUACUCUGAUCAACUGAACUGAACAUGAAUAUAAAAGACAAUUUCUGCUCGAAGCAAAUAUUGUUUUCUUUGAGGUUUUUCUCUUUAUUGCACUUUGGAUGAAGUUCAUUCAUAAAUAAAAAGAACUGUUUGUGGGAUUCUC